AGCCUGGCUGCGCCUGCGCAUCAGCUGUUGGGGACGUGGUGUUGAUGCUCCGCCGGCGGGCAGUGGGGCCCCGGGUGCAGGGAAGCGCUAGGCGACUGAGGGGCCGCGCGGGAGGUGUCCCCUGAAGUGGGCACAGCGUAGGCUGCACAGGUGCCAUCCCCUGAGCACAGUAUUAAAUCCGUUUUGAAGAAGACAAUCAAAAGGAAGUUUUCCGAAGCAGAGAGAGCAAGCCUGCGGACGCUGCGGAUGGCAACAGCAGAGCUCAGCGCCUGUUCCCCGGCUCCUCUGAAUCUGAAGAAGGAGGUGCUUCGGACCGUGAAGGGGGAUCCCUGCUCUACUUGGGGACGGGGAGUCCAGCUGCUAGGGGAUGGCACAGGCUUGGGACAGGAGCUGUUGUGCAAACAGUUCAGGCAGUUGCGCUAUGAGGAGACCACAGGGCCCCGCGAGGCGCUGCGCCGGCUCCGCGAGCUGUGCCGCCAGUGGCUGCGGCCCGAGACGCACAGCAAGGAGCAGAUCCUUGAGCUGCUGGUGCUGGAGCAGUUCCUGACCAUCCUGCCCGCAGAGCUCCAGGCCCGGGUGCGGGAGCACCACCCAGAGAGCGGAGAGGAGGUGGUGAUGAUGCUGGAGGAUUUGCAGCCGGAGCUUGGAGACACAGGACAGCAGGUGGACCCAGGCCAGGCAGAGGAGCAGAAGAUGUUGGUGGGGGCAGUGGCCGCAGGGGAACCAGUGCGCGGGCAGCAGGCGCCGCCAAAGCGUGAAGUCGCAGAGCCUGAAGACAAGGGUGAGGAGACCAGGAUUGAGAACGGGAAGAUGGUUGCAGAGAUAGACUCUUGUGGAAGAGUGGGAUCAUCCGGGAAAGUAUCUGAGCCCGUAGCGCCUCGUCAUGAGGACCCUCGCUUGGAAAGUCAGCAGGUGAAGCCCAGGGAGAAGCCCGAGUACAAGUGCUCAGAAUGUGGGGAGGCCUUCCCCCGGCACCCGGACCUGAUCACACACGAAGGCGUGCACGCGCGAGGAAGGCUCUGUGAGUCUGCGGCGUGUCAUAGUACCGGUUUCACUGGACGUCAGAAAAUCCGUCCUAGAGAGAAAGGUCAUCAGUGUCACGAGUGUGGGAAAGCCUUUCAGAGAAGUUCGCACCUUGUCAGACACCAGAAAAUCCAUCUUGGUGAGAAGCCUUACCAGUGCAGAGAAUGUGGGAAGGUCUUCAGCCAGAAUGCAGGCCUCUUGGAGCACCUCCGGAUCCACACUGGAGAGAAGCCUUACCUGUGCAUCCACUGUGGGAAGACCUUCCGACGCAGCUCCCACCUCAACCGGCACCAGAGAAUUCACAGUCAGGAGGAGCCCUGUGAGUGCCAGGAGUGUGGCAAGACCUUCAGCCAGGCCCUUCUCCUCACCCACCACCAGAGGACCCACAGCCACUCCGGAAGCCAUCGCUGUAACGAGUGUGGGAAAGCCUUCAGUCUGACCUCAGACCUCAUCCGACAUCACAGGAUUCACACCGGGGAGAAGCCGUUCAAGUGUGACAUAUGCCAGAAAGCCUUCCGCCUCAACUCCCACCUGGCUCAGCACGUGCGGAUCCACAAUGAAGAAAAACCCUAUGAGUGUGAUGAAUGCGGGGAAGCCUUCAGGCAGCGGUCGGGGCUUUUUCAGCAUCAGAGAUACCACCACAAAGACAGUGUGGCCUGAUGGGGGGUCCUCUCUGCGGGAAACCUCACAGACAGGGUGCUGACCAGCAAACAGCAUUUCAGGGACAGUUGCUGCGGCUACUUCUAGCCUCACAGAUCUCAGCGGGGUCGCCCACGGGAGGCUGUGCAUAUCCACUUUUGCUCAGCCUUGGACCACAGUGAUAGACGCUAGAUGGUACUGUGGGAACAAGAGCAUUCUUUACUGCAGGACUUCUCUGGGCCUUUAACAUGGUCAGUGCUUGAUUGUGCAUCUUCAGGUAGUAGAGAGCCUCAUGAUUGAGUUAGGGCUUUGAGGUCAGCAGCAAGUCAAAUAUCCACAAAUUCAUAGGCUUAAACAGAACAAGAGCAGGUUGAUAAUUUUGCAUGUUACAGCAGCAACUCAUAUAAAAUAAAACUAAUGACAUUUGGAAAUA
Hyaena hyaena (striped hyena) is the source of this 2095-nucleotide messenger RNA. RefSeq names its product zinc finger and SCAN domain containing 26 (gene ZSCAN26). The record is from RefSeq and is a predicted model, not a curated record. Lineage: Eukaryota; Metazoa; Chordata; Mammalia; Carnivora; Hyaenidae. Gene Ontology annotation, biological process: regulation of transcription by RNA polymerase II. Gene Ontology annotation, molecular function: RNA polymerase II cis-regulatory region sequence-specific DNA binding; DNA-binding transcription factor activity, RNA polymerase II-specific. The coding region runs from base 247 to 1683 and encodes 478 amino acids. The transcript has 4 exons.